Molecule: messenger RNA, 1401 nt
Organism: Trichoderma gamsii
Lineage: Eukaryota; Fungi; Ascomycota; Sordariomycetes; Hypocreales; Hypocreaceae
Exons: 1
Coding region: 1-1401 (466 amino acids)
Biological process (GO): positive regulation of proteasomal ubiquitin-dependent protein catabolic process; ubiquitin-dependent protein catabolic process; protein polyubiquitination
Cellular component (GO): ubiquitin ligase complex; cytoplasm
Molecular function (GO): ubiquitin conjugating enzyme binding; ubiquitin protein ligase activity; zinc ion binding
Source: RefSeq, a predicted model, not a curated record
AUGGAUAAGAAAAAGGCGGCCGCUCACGCGGUAUCUUUCAAGGUCCUCGAGCCAUCCGAUAUCAGGCGCCAGCAAGAUGACAUGAUGAGCGACGUCAACCUGAUCCUUGACUUGACCAAAGAGGAUGCAGCCAUCAUGUUACGCCACUUUCGAUGGAACAAAGAAAGACUACUAGAAGACUACAUGGACCGCCCAGAAAAGGUUCUAGAAGCCGCUGGUCUAAACAGUACUUCUUCCACCCAGCCAAAACUACAGGCCGUUCCCGGCUUUGUAUGCGACAUCUGCUGUGAAGAUGAGGACGGCUUACAGACCUUCGCGAUGAAGUGCGGUCACCGCUACUGUGUUAACUGCUACCGCCAAUACCUCACACAGAAGAUCCAAGACGAAGGAGAAUCUGCCAGGAUCCAGUGUCCUUCAGAUGGGUGUGGUCGUAUCUUGGACUCGCGGUCACUCGACCUCCUCGUCACCUCGGAGCUGACGGUUCGCUACAAUGAAUUGCUCAACCGCACAUACGUGGAAGACAAAGAUACUUUCAAAUGGUGCCCGGCUCCGGACUGCCCUAACGCCAUAGAAUGCGGCGUUAAGAAGAAGGACCUGGAUAAGGUUGUUCCUACAGUUGAAUGCCUCUGUGGCAACAGGUUCUGCUUUGGAUGCGCAAACCCCGACCAUCAACCUGCACCCUGUGAUUUAGUCAAGCGGUGGCUGAAAAAGUGUGCUGAUGACUCAGAAACUGCCAACUGGAUCUCGGCGCACACAAAGGAAUGUCCCAAGUGCAGUUCGACGAUCGAAAAGAAUGGCGGAUGCAACCACAUGACAUGUAGGAAAUGCAAAUAUGAGUUUUGCUGGAUGUGCAUGGGUCUCUGGUCUGAGCACGGCACAAGCUGGUACAACUGCAAUAGAUAUGAGGAGAAGAGCGGAGCCGAAGCGAGGGAUGCGCAGACCAGAUCACGCACGUCUCUUGAACGGUACCUGCACUAUUAUAACCGAUAUGCCAACCACGAGCAGUCCGCUAAGUUGGACAAAGAUAUCGCGCAGAAGACUGAGAAGAAGAUGGUGCAGCUCCAGACCACAUCGGGCAUGUCUUGGAUCGAAGUGCAGUAUCUCAACUCUGCAUCUCAGGCCCUCCAGACCUGCAGGCAGACUCUCAAGUGGACUUACGCUUUUGCCUUCUACCUGGCCAAAACCAAUUUGACAGAGAUUUUUGAGGACAACCAAAAGGAUCUUGAAAUGGCUGUUGAGAACUUGUCCGAGAUGUUUGAGAAGCCCAUCAACGAACUAUCCGACCCGAAGCUGAAGGUCGAUAUCAUGGACAAGACAUCUUAUUGCAACAAGAGACGUAUUAUUCUGCUUGAAGAUACUGCCGAGAACCUUGCCAAAGGUAUAAUCAACGAAGCCUCCUGA